Bufo gargarizans (Asiatic toad) is the source of this 744-nucleotide messenger RNA. RefSeq lists its product as uncharacterized. The coding region runs from base 1 to 744 and encodes 247 amino acids. NCBI's taxonomy places the organism in Eukaryota, Metazoa, Chordata, Amphibia, Anura, Bufonidae. Gene Ontology annotation, biological process: regulation of transcription by RNA polymerase II. The transcript has 4 exons. Gene Ontology annotation, cellular component: transcription regulator complex; nucleus. The record is from RefSeq and is a predicted model, not a curated record.
AUGGAGGAGUCUCUCAGUGACACCGAGAACCUCAUCAGGCUGGUGCAAGGCAAACGCUGCCUGUAUGACACACAGGAUGCCAACUACAAAAAUAGGAGGAGCAGGCAGCAGGCCUGGGAGGAUAUUGGCAAAAGCAUCUGGCCAGAUUGGAGCAGUUUAACCAAGACAGUGAAACAGGGAAAAGUCAACACUAUCAAAGGCAAAUGGAAAAGCCUGAAAGACGCCUUUAUCCGCCAUCGCCGCAAACAAAAGGAGCAGAGGAGCGGAUCGUCCCCAGGCGCACGCUCCAGUUAUGUGCAUGCAGCCCAAAUGUCAUUUUUGAUACCGUGCACCGAAAUGCGGAGCACCGAUAGUAGCUGGGAACCCAGCCAGGCGCAAGCUGAUGAGGAAGAGGACGAGGGCACAAUCGACAGUGAGCCGGGCCCAUCUAUGGGGUCAAUGAGUCCUCCAGCCCCCCCCCCCCCACUCCGACUUUCUGGUCAAUUACCAAUUGCCAUGGAAAAUGGCAUCCGCAGCAGCAAGAGGUCACCGGUUCCCAUCACCACCGGUGGAGCCUCAAUUACCUCAGCCCCUGCAGCCGGAGAUCCUGAGUCCCCCUGCCCCGGCAGGAGUUCCGGCAACCUGAAACAUCAAGUGGCCGCAGCAAUAGCCAGCAUUACCAACUGGUCACCACCAGGGUCUUCUAAUAGAGGGCAGUGGAGUUCUGCAACCGCAGAGCAUCUUGCUUGCCAAGGGCAGGAGUGA